This is a messenger RNA of Phytophthora sojae, 1224 nucleotides long. RefSeq lists its product as hypothetical. Gene Ontology annotation, molecular function: protein binding; nucleosome binding. Gene Ontology annotation, biological process: negative regulation of transcription by RNA polymerase II. Gene Ontology annotation, cellular component: ESC/E(Z) complex. The record is from RefSeq and is a predicted model, not a curated record. Lineage: Eukaryota; Oomycota; Peronosporomycetes; Peronosporales; Peronosporaceae. The coding region runs from base 1 to 1167 and encodes 388 amino acids. The transcript is spliced from 3 exons.
AUGAGUGAGACCCAAGAGCCUGCCGUGCUCGAGCCGACACCAAGCGAGCCGACGCUGGUGGACGGCGUGGCAGCGGACGAUAUCGUGCCGACGUCACUGCUCCCGCGUCUCCGCAAGAAAGGCUACAAGUUCUCAUCCUACGCCCGGGAGGACCACGGGAACGCCCUCUACUGCGUCACGUUCUGCGACGUCCUGCCCAUCUACGAGCGCAUGUUCGCGGUUGCAGGCGGCAAUCGAUUGACAGUGUACGAGUGUCUGGAGAACGGCGGGCUGGACGUGAUCCAAGUCUACUGCGAUGGUGACCAGGAGGAACAGUACUUUACAGCCGCGUGGACCGUGGACGUGCUCACGGGAUCGCCGCUGCUGGCGGCCGCAGGCUUCCGCGGCCACAUCAAGGUGAUCAACUGCAUCACGCAGUCGGUGGUGAUCGUGCUGUCCGGACAUGGUAACUCGGUGAACGAGCUCAAGUUCCACCCGGUUGACCCGAGUCUGCUGUUCUCGGCUGGCAAGGACGAGUCGAUUCGCCUGUGGAAUUCGCUCACCGGCGUGUGCGUGGCGAUUUUCGCUGGCCAUGUGGGCCACCGCGACGAUGUGCUGAGCCUGGAUGUGCACCUCAAGGGAUCGUGCUUUGUAUCUGCGGGCAUGGACAACACGGUCAAGAUCUGGGACCUGGAGGACGAGGUCGUCCAGACGGCGAUCAAGAAGUCGUACACUGAGCCUCGCCCGAAGGACCGUCCGUUUGACACCAAGUUCAUCCAGUUCCCAGCUUUCUGUACGAGCAAAGUGCACGCCGACUACGUGGACUGCGUGCGUAUGGUUGGCGACCUGAUCCUGUCCAAGUCGACGGGCAACAAGGUGAUCUUCUGGAAGCCCAACCCGUCGCGAGGCAAAGACGCCGUCACGGUGCUGCGCGAGUACCACUACAAGGACGCGGACUUGUGGUUCAUGAAGUUCGGGCUGGACUCGCAGCUGGAGGUCAUGGCGGUGGGCAACAAGAAGGGCGUCGUGAGCGUCUUCGACCUGGACGCCGAGGUGGAUCGCUCGACCUGCAAGUUGACGCACAACGCGUGCAAGAGCACGGUGCGCCAGGUGUGUUUCAGCAAGAGCGGCCGCACCAUUAUUACGUGCUCGGACGACGCGACGGUGUGGCGCUGGGACCUGCCCUAGUGAGUAGCGCCGGAACUACAUGUAACCAGGCAAUGCAAUUUUUGUAUUGACGCGGUC